AUGGCCAAGAUUCUUUGGAUUUUUCUGGCGGCAGCCAUUGUCGCCGUGUCUUCGGCCCAGCCAGUGCGCGUCGGCGUGUCGGCACCGGGUGCAACCGUCAGCACUGACGCGGGCGCCAGAGGCGCCAACGUAAACGUCGACGCGCCCUCCACCACCACCACGACCUCCCCCGCCGGCAAGCCGUCCGAGACGAGCCCACUGUCCAGCACUGCCGCGGGCGCCCCCAAGGCCGGAGGCUCCCCUGCAGUCAAGGUCUCCGUCCCCGUGGGCGGCGACGUCAAGGUCACCGCCCCUGGGACCACCGCGACCACCACCACCACCAACACCCCGACCGGCAAGGCGUCCCAGACUGUCGUGUCCGCCCCCGGCACUGCCGUCCGCGUCACCACCAAGCCCGCCACCGACUCCAAGGCCGCCGCCGUGAAGGUGUCGGCGCCCGGCACCGGCGUGACGGUCAAGUCGACGCCCGGCAACACGGGGGUCAACGUGGCGGCGCCCACCACCGGCGUGGCCGUCCGCAACGGCAACGUCGCCGUCGGCGGCGUGUGGGGCGGUGUGACCAGGACCCCUGCCGGCACCACAGUCAACGUGCCUGGGUUCAGCGGGACCUUCCCCGGCGGCCGCCGCAUGCUCCUCCAGGCCGCCUGA
Molecule: messenger RNA, 648 nt
Organism: Monoraphidium neglectum
Lineage: Eukaryota; Viridiplantae; Chlorophyta; Chlorophyceae; Sphaeropleales; Selenastraceae
Exons: 2
Coding region: 1-648 (215 amino acids)
Source: RefSeq, a predicted model, not a curated record